Messenger RNA from Eupeodes corollae, 529 nucleotides. RefSeq lists its product as uncharacterized. The coding region runs from base 65 to 412 and encodes 115 amino acids. NCBI's taxonomy places the organism in Eukaryota, Metazoa, Arthropoda, Insecta, Diptera, Syrphidae. The transcript is spliced from 2 exons. The record is from RefSeq and is a predicted model, not a curated record.
UUAAGUAAUCAGACCUCCAAGCUAUUGGGUUCAGUCUCUCUACGAAUUUAUCAAGAGUCUACAAAUGAAGUUCGUGUUAAUAUUUAUAUUUUUGGUGACAUUUGUCACUUACAUUCAAGCCGCCGAUUACCAAUGGGGUGAGCCUGAUGGCCCAAAGGACUAUCUUAUAGCAAAGGAUAAAGUCAAGAAAAUAUUCUUUUUGGGCCUAAGAGUUACAAAGAAAUACAUAUUUAAACAAAGGGAUACCGAUGCAUUAACAAUAACUGCUAUCAGAAUCACUGAUAUUAAGAAGAAAUAUGACUCAACAGCUGAAAUUAUAAGCGGAGGACUUGGAUCAAAAGGCGUUGCCAUAAGAUUUAAGUCGAAAAAGAGCAAAAGCAUCAAAUCACUAGUGGAAAUUUGGGGACGAUGAAGGUUUUUUGUUCAAACUCCAUUAAAACUGUGUUAAAAAGUAUACCAAAAUAAAGUAUUAUUAUUAAACUUUAGAUGCCAAAAUGAACAAUAAUAAAUUGAAAUGUUUAAAAAUCAA